ACCUUUACCACUCACAUUUAACAGUGUGCUGUAGUGCUUGAGGAUGGGCUCUAGAGCUUAACAGAACCAGAUUCCACUCCUGGCUGCAUCGUUGACUGGAUGGAAAUGUUGGACAAUGCACUUACCCUUUCUGAGCUUUAAUUUUCUCAUGUGUCAAAUGUAACUGGAUAAGAGUGACUUCAGACUUCACGUGACGCCGGUGCUGGACGAACAUGGCGGCGGCCACUGGACCCUCGUUUGGGCUGGGGAAGGAAACCCUGAAGGUGCCACUGGCGCUCUUUGCCUUGAACCGGCAGCGCCGGUGUGAGCGGCUGCGGAAGAACCCUGCUGUGCAGGCCGGCUCAGUAGUGGUCCUGCAGGGCUGAGAGGAGACUCAGCGCUACUGCACCUACACCGAGGUCCUCUUCCGCCGGGAGUCCUUCUUUCACUGCGCAUGCGGUGUCACCGAGCCAGGCUCCUACGGCUUCAUCGACGCUGACACUGGGAAGUCGGCCCUGUUUGUGCCCAGGCUUCCUGCCAGCCAUGCCACCUGGAUGGGAAAGAUCCAUUCCAAGGAGCACUUCAAGGAGAACUAUGCCGUGGACGACGUCCAGGACGCAGAUGAGAUUGCCAUUGUCCUGAAGUCACAGAAGCCCUCUGUCCUCCUCACUUUGCGUGGCGACAACACAGACAGCAGCAGCGUCUGCAGGGAGGCUUCCUUCGAGGGCAUCAGCAAGUUCAAAGUCAACAACACCAUUCUUCACCCAGAGAUCGUUGAGUGCCUAGUGUUUAAGACGGACAUAGAGCUGGAGGUUCUGCACUACACCAAUAAAAUCUCCAGGGAGGCCCACUGUGAGAUUGAUUUCUAUAAUUAUAUGGAAGCAUGUGAAAACCCUACCAUUUCCAAGGAUCUGACCAACAAUUACAGCAGGAAAUGUGGUCAUCUAAUUUAACUCUUGAACAUCAUCAGCAAGACUAAAAGCUUGGAUGCAUCCCAAUUA
This is a messenger RNA of Gorilla gorilla gorilla (western lowland gorilla), 980 nucleotides long. RefSeq names its product xaa-Pro dipeptidase-like. The transcript is spliced from 2 exons. NCBI's taxonomy places the organism in Eukaryota, Metazoa, Chordata, Mammalia, Primates, Hominidae. The record is from RefSeq and is a predicted model, not a curated record. The coding region runs from base 534 to 932 and encodes 132 amino acids.